UCAUUUUUUUUUUUCAUAAAUAAAACUUAAAAGCUCAAAAUGCCGAGUAGUGUACCUGAUGGCUUGUUUGUUACUGGUCAUGAAAUUAAGUAAAUAACAUUUGAUACCAUACAUGCUGACUGUUGAGGUUGUGGACAUUUUCUCUGGGCUUAGCUAGCAGAAUGCAUGACAUUGACAACUCAGGAUCGAUCAGACCAAACACCACUCAACAAAACAAUUGAAAGACCACUGGGAACAAGACAGAAGACCAGUUGGAGCAGUUGAUAUAUAGACCACAGACUUACUUAAAUUACAUUAAAUAUAUUGGAGAUCAUAUUAACAAGAAGACAUUAGAUAUCAGUGAAAUGGCUGAACACCUACAACAGCAGUAUAGAGAUUAUACAAGAAAGAAGAAGAAUGCUUUCCGUAAAUCAGUUGAGAAGGCUUAUCAAGUUGUACGUACACAAGACGGGGAUGACGAUUUCAGUUUAUUUGAAAAACAACAUUUAAAAAAAAGACGGAAGAAGAAAGAAAGUGAUGUUAGUGAAAGUGAGAAGAGUUUUUCAUCAGAUAAUGAAGAAUAUGUAUUUUAUGAGGACAGAAAUUCUAUGAACAACUUCAUGAGUGAUUUAUAUCUUGGUACAAAAUCUGAUAAAAAUACAGAACCCAAAUGGUCAAAUGAUUCUUCAAUAAAAGAUAAAAGUUUUAAUAUAUGUAAUGAAGAUAAAUCUAUUAUAUUAGAAGAUGAAGUAGAAGCAAACAGUACCAUUAUUAAAACUAAGCGAAAGGCGAAACAGAUUGAAGAUACUCCUGCUAAAAAGAAGAAGAAAGACAAAAGUGAUAAAAAAGGUCCAGAUAUACAAACUUCAACUGUUAAAUUUGCAGAUAUGGGAGGAAAUGAGGAGACAUUAAAGGAAGUAUGUAAAUUAUUGGUUCACAUGCGUCAUCCAGAAGUAUAUCAGAAAUUAGGUGUGACCCCACCACAAGGCUUUUUAUUACAUGGACCACCAGGGUGUGGUAAAACGUUAUUAGCUAAUGCCAUUGCUGGGGAGCUUGGUUUACCAUUUAUUAAACUAGCAGCUACUGAAGUUGUAUCAGGUGUAUCUGGAGAAUCAGAAGAAAAAAUUCGAGAUUUAUUUGAUAAAGCAGUGGUUAAUGCUCCAUGUAUAGUGUUUAUAGAUGAAAUAGAUGCUAUAACACAGAAACGAGAAACAGCUUCUAAAGAAAUGGAGAGAAGAAUAGUCACUCAACUAUUAGCUUGUAUGGAUGAGUUAAACAGUAAGAAGAAUGUGAAUGUAUUAGUUAUUGGUGCUACUAAUAGACCAGAUAGUAUAGAUCCAGCAUUACGUCGAGCUGGUAGAUUUGAUAGAGAAAUAUCAUUAGGUAUACCAGAUGAAUCAGCUAGACGAAGAAUUUUAGAAGUUUUAUGUAGAGAUUUGAGAUUAACACCAGAUUUUGAUUUUCAACAAUUAGCUAGAAAUUCACCCGGUUUUGUUGGAGCAGAUUUAAUGGCUUUAGCUAGAGAGGCAGCCAUGACAGCAGUUCAUAGAGUUUUUAAAGAAGUACAGAGUGUAUUAGUAGCAGAUACCUGUACCACACCAGAUACUGAAGAUACUAGUCAUAUAACAGAUCAAGAACUUAAAACAGUUUUACAAUGGUUAAAAGAGCAGCCACCAUUAACAGAUGCCCAACUUCAAGAUUUAUACAUAAACAUGGAAGACUUUCAGAAAGCCUUAAAGAAUGUACAACCUUCUGCUAAGAGAGAAGGUUUUGCUACAAUACCAGAUGUUACAUGGGAUGAUGUUGGUGCUUUAAAAGAUGUUAGAGAAGAACUUCAUUUAGCUAUCAUGGCUCCAGUGAAACAUCCUGAAGAAUUUCUGGCUUUAGGAUUAUCUUCUCCACCUGGUAUUCUAUUAGCAGGUCCACCAGGAUGUGGUAAAACCUUACUAGCUAAGGCUAUAGCAAAUGAAUCUGGAAUAAACUUUAUUUCUGUCAAAGGUCCAGAACUCUUAAAUAUGUACGUAGGAGAGAGUGAAAGGGCUGUAAGACAAGUAUUUCAGAGAGGUCGAAAUUCAUCACCCUGUGUUAUAUUUUUUGAUGAAAUAGAUUCUUUAUGUCCACGGCGAUCUGGUUCAACUGAUGGGGGAUCAAGUGUUAGAGUAGUUAAUCAGAUGUUAACAGAAAUGGAUGGUUUAGAAACCAGAAAGCAAGUUUAUAUUAUGGCAGCUACCAAUAGACCAGAUAUUAUAGAUCCAGCUAUACUGAGACCUGGUCGAUUAGAUAAAACAUUAUAUGUUGGCUUACCUUCUGUUACCGAUAGACUGGAUAUAUUGACUACACUAACAAAGAAUGGAACACGACCAUGUUUAGCAGAUGACGUAGAUCUAGCUGUAAUAGCUGCAGAUGAAAAAUGUGAAGGAUAUACUGGUGCUGAUUUAGCAGCCUUAGUAAGAGAAUCAUCUGUGUGUGCAUUAAAACAACUUAUACAAUCAACUAGUAAAUCAACCUCAACACCUCAAGUUACUAAUCAACAUUUUCAAACAGCUUUAAAUAGAAUUAAACCUUCAGUAUCUAAGAAAGAACGAGAAAAGUACCAGAUGUUAUCAAAGCCCUUAUGAAAUUUGUUGAUAUAGAAGAAUUAAAUUGAUGUUAUUUAAA
Molecule: messenger RNA, 2637 nt
Organism: Patella vulgata (common limpet)
Lineage: Eukaryota; Metazoa; Mollusca; Gastropoda; Patellidae
Product: nuclear valosin-containing protein-like
Exons: 24
Coding region: 345-2597 (750 amino acids)
Biological process (GO): ribosome biogenesis
Cellular component (GO): nucleus
Molecular function (GO): ATP hydrolysis activity; RNA binding; preribosome binding
Source: RefSeq, a predicted model, not a curated record